AAAAUAUUUAAAUUAGAUUCAGUUAAUUAAUUAGGUGGGGCUGCUCACCUUCUUUUUUUGUCAGCAUUAUUUACACCAUCUCACCCUGACAAAAAGAACCCUCUCUAACCUCACAAUAAAUAAAAUAAAUAAAUAAAUAACAAUUAAACCACAAUACAUAUAAAAGGUGGAAUUCAGAUCAAAGCAUCACAAAAAUCUUGUUGUUUAUCAUUUCUUUUCUUUUUUUCUUUAAUUAUUAUUUUUCAAUUUUCACACACACACACAGACACACAUUCCUCAGGCCAGACAAAAGCAAACCUCCUCACCCUUUAAUUUAUUCCUUGCUUUAAUCCCUUUUUCUUUUUUUAUUUUAUUUCUUGAGAGAGAAAAAAAAAAAAAGAAAAAAAUGAAAACAAUCAUGGCUAGAAACCCUCACGACUCAUUCUCAUUCUCCAGAAGAUACUUCCACUGGAAAAACAAAUUCCUCGACGAACAAGACGAUGAUGACGUCAUCAUGCACGAAAUCCUAACCUUCACCACCGGCAUCACCUCUUCCUCCUCCUCCUCCUCCUCCGACGACAAAAAAACCGCCAAAUCAGAAGACCCGGUAACUAAUAAUUUCCCGCCAACAAUGCUGCAGCACUCACUCUCCGUCGGCGGUGGGGGGCAAGCGAAGCCGCCGGCGAGGAAGAAGCUCUCGGUAAUCGCGCUCUCCAGGCAGCUGCGUUCGGCCCUCGCGCUGGGCCGGGCCCGAACACGAGGCCCGUCUCCGCACCUGGGGUCGAAGGUGGUGGGCACGCUCUUCGGGCACAGGCGGGGCCACGUGCGGUUCGCGUUCCAGGAGGAUUUCAAGGCGGCGCCGGCUUUUCUGGUGGAGCUGGCGACUCCGACGAGUGUCCUGGUGAAGGAGAUGGCUUCGGGCCUGGUGAGGAUUGCUCUGGAGUGCGACAAGAUCAAUAAGAUUGAGAAGAAGGGUAGUUUGGUGGUGGCGGCGACCAGGAUCCUCGACGAGCCCGUUUGGCGGACUUACUGCAACGGGAAGAAAUGCGGGUACGCGCUGAGGAGGGAGUGCGGGCCCGAUGAGUGGAAGGUUUUGAACGCCGUCGGCCCGAUUUCAAUGGGGGCCGGGGUGCUUCCAGGGUCGGAGCCUGAUGGGGAGAUGAUGUAUAUGCGGGCUAAGUUCGAACGGGGUCGUCGGGGUCUAAAGAUUCGGAGGCUUUCUACAUGAUGAACCCGGAUGGUAAUUGGAG
Erythranthe guttata (spotted monkey flower) is the source of this 1229-nucleotide messenger RNA. NCBI's taxonomy places the organism in Eukaryota, Viridiplantae, Streptophyta, Magnoliopsida, Lamiales, Phrymaceae. The record is from RefSeq and is a predicted model, not a curated record.